AUGUCAGCUCCGGGACCCUAUCAGGCGGCUGCUGGGCCUUCCUCAAUGCCAAGUGCACCCCCAUCCUAUGAAGAGACGGUCAACAGUUACUACCCGACACCUCCAGCGCCCGUGCCUGGGCCAACCACAGGGCUCGUGACAGGCCCCGACGGGAAAGGAAUGAACCCUCCCGCGUACUAUACACAGCCGGUGCCCGUCCCCAACGCCAGUGCCAUUGCCGUGCAGACCGUGUAUGUCCAGCAGCCUGUCUCGUUUUUCGACCGCCCGGUCCAGAUGUGCUGCCCCUCCUGCAACAAGAUGAUCGUGACACGGCUGUCCUAUAACGCCGGCGCCCUCACCUGGCUCUCCUGUGGGAGCCUGUGUCUGCUGGGGUGCGUGGCGGGCUGCUGCUUCAUCCCCUUCUGCGUGGACGCCCUGCAGGAUGUGGACCACUACUGCCCAAACUGUAAAGCCCUCCUGGGCACCUACAAGCGUUUGUAG
Molecule: messenger RNA, 480 nt
Organism: Orycteropus afer afer
Lineage: Eukaryota; Metazoa; Chordata; Mammalia; Tubulidentata; Orycteropodidae
Gene: LITAF
Product: lipopolysaccharide induced TNF factor
Exons: 3
Coding region: 1-480 (159 amino acids)
Biological process (GO): regulation of cytokine production
Molecular function (GO): zinc ion binding
Source: RefSeq, a predicted model, not a curated record